Rhipicephalus sanguineus (brown dog tick) is the source of this 2760-nucleotide messenger RNA. Its product is annotated as hepatoma-derived growth factor-related protein 2. The transcript has a single exon. Lineage: Eukaryota; Metazoa; Arthropoda; Arachnida; Ixodida; Ixodidae. Bases 511 to 2625 code for a protein of 704 amino acids. The record is from RefSeq and is a predicted model, not a curated record.
CCACGCUGCGCGUCUGCGCAGUGCUGGAGAAGCGAGGGUAGCAGCGGCGGUCUGCGUCCGAUUGUGUCGCCGGUACGAGCAACUUUGUUGAUUCCUUGUGCGCUUAAUUUAUGUGCCCGAAGUCAUUGUCCACUUAUGAUGCCGACGUUUAAAAGCCUGUAGUGAGAAUCACGUGCAGGGGGUGCGAAGUACAAGUUUAGCGCUUUAGCACUGUUGACAGCGCAGUAGGGCCUAGAACACGGCCGCGUCCAUGUCUGCGAAGGACUUGUUUACACGCUAUUGAAAGCACUGUUCGUGGAAUCUGCAGCUGCUUCGUCGCCGUUGCGAUAUUGGCGUAAAACAUUUCGUUUAUUACGUGCGAACAUUCUACCGACUUCCUGGUAAUUUAGUCAUUUCCGACGCUUCCUAGUGUUACCGCGGGCGUUCAUUCUACAAUCCGGUUGGUGGCCUGCGCAUCUCCUCUCAUCUUUCGAGUGCAACUCUUCGAGGUACCCGGCAGUUCUGCGAGCGAUGGAGUCUCCAGCGAAGGCGAGCACGGUCACCACGAAGGCGAGCACGGUCAACGGCACGCCACAAAAGGCCACCAAGCAUCAAGGCACGAGGCUGGAAACCGACGUCGAAGGUAAUGGCUAUGGCCGCGCAGAAACGAUUGAAGAUAUUAUAUCAGAGUUGAACGCCACGGCUAAGAGAGACACCUCGCUGGCUGAAGCAUUCGACGAUGUGAUAUUGAACGAUGACGGGCAACAAUCCCUCGAUGCCCUGGACCAGUGCGAUCCCAUUACUGAUGCGAAGGAUUCAUUAUCCGGCAGUGGAGACGGCGGCGAAGUGUGCAGCACGCCGGCUUCCGCGCGUGAAGAAGCCAAGUCAGCGGUUGUAUUGACAGACGAUUCCGCCCCCGCAGAAGGUGAUGGCACUGCGGUGUCCAGUGCAAGCGAAAUCGAUUCUCAGGGUGCCAGCAAAGUAGUAAAAGCCGCCAAUGGCGACAGCGAUCAGCCUUUAGAAAGCCAGGAAGUGACGGAGUGCACAGACACUCUUGAAACUGACGCUGAAGAGAAAUUUGUUAACGAAUGUACCGAAAACGAGGCAGCUGAUUUCUCAAACGUGACAGAUGCGGAUGAUUGUUCAGGCGAGGUUAUUACUGGUGACAUAAAGGCACCAGAUCAGGCUGUAAUGUCGCCCCGAAGAACUGCCCGUCAGAGGACGGCUAGUCUAAAGGUGACAGAAAAUGCCGCCGUCACUCCCAGGCGCAAGACUCGUCAUGGCAGUGAAGCCUCUGAUGCAUCCCCUGUCGAUCCAUCAUCCAAAAAGCAAGAAUUGAAAGAGGGCUGUGUUACGUCAGACAGCGAAGUUGAUGCUCCCCUGUCGACGAGGAAGCUCAGAAAGCCAAGUGCAGAGGGUGGUGGCACCAAGGUUACAGCGAAAGCCAAGAGGCUCACUUCAGACAGUGAUGGUGACACCAAGGUUACAGCGAAAGCCAAGAGGCUUACUUCAGACAGUGAUGGUGACACCCCUCUUGCAAAAAUGAAGCGUAAGCCCAAACUUGCAAAAAAAGUUGCUUCAGAAAGCGAAGGUGACAGCAGCAUUCCUGCAAUAGUGAAGCGCAGCCCCAAACUUGCAAAAAGGCUUGCUUCAGAUAGUGAAGGUGACAGCCCUCUUGUUAAAAGGAAGCGCAAUCCCAGACUUGCAAACAGGCUUAGUUCGGAGAGUGAUAGCAGCAGCAUGCUAGCAAAAAGAAAGGGCAUUGUUAAAGUUCUUCUGAAGAAAAUGCCACAGCACAGUGAAACGAAGGAAGGUGAUGCACAGUCUGUGGAGCCUCCUAGUAAGAAGAAACCGAGAAAAAGCCUGAUGAAAGAGCUCACAGAAGAUAAAGGAACCAUGAAAAGUAACGACCGGAAAGAUUUGCAAAGUUCUGAGCAGAGCAGCACCAAAAGGGGCAAGCCCAUGGACAGUGAAAUGGUGCAAAACUUGGCAAGCAAGGCUAAGAGGAUAGCUUUUCAUGUAGAAGAAUGCCCUGUGAACAACAGCAUCAUGUCUGCCAAACACAGCUCUGAUGAAGGGAAUGAGGACUCCUGCAGGGUGCCCAAGCCAAAAAAGGUGAAAGACAAGGCUGGCAGUGGCAUGGAACGUACUUUGGACAGCAGGGGUGCAGAGUCUACUGUGGUCAGCAAAAAGAACAGAGCUUUGGAACCUAAGGAUAGUUCUGUAGGUCUGAAUGCGGGCAACACUGCUGCCACUAGAGUCACUCGUGCAGAUGAGAGAGCGAAUCAUUUCACUGUGUCGAACACCUUUGCUCAAUCAGCUGAAGGUGCGCAAUUGUCGCCACACCACUUCAGAGCCUCUGAUCGUCACCUGCAGAAAUGCAUCCAACUGAGCGUUAGAAAAUGCGAGCCAUCUGUCAGACCAUCCUAUCUGACCAUUGAAGUUCCAUCAGUUACCGCAGGGAGGAUGUGGGGCCCUACUUUCAGUCGCCAAAGGCCAACCGUUGUAUUUGGUGGAUGUGACCCUCUGAAUACAUACGUAAAUGUGCACGGUGUUCGUGUUCCACUACAUCAGUGGCAAAAGGUGUCGAAUAUCACCCCAACCAUUCGCCUUGCAGACAUAUUUCGGUGCUUCAAGCAUAUGUGAACUUGAAUGUUUACUCCACAGUGAAUACCUCCAUGUUGCUUCAUUUCUUUUACAGUAUGUUAUUGUUGUUUAUGCAUGACAUCCGCAUUUCUUAUGACUUGCUUUUGCACAUCAUCACUGUUGACAUGACAUUGG